GCAAAGUGUUGGUAGAGGCAGUUCCGGUGUGGUACGUUGCAUUCUUGUACUAGGAACCGGAUCGCUGGGUUUUUUCCUCUCGCUGGAGUUUUAGGCGAGAGACAAAUAUGUCUGGUCGCGGAAAGCAGGGUGGCAAAGUGCGGGCAAAGGCCAAGUCCAGGUCCUCUCGCGCGGGCCUGCAGUUCCCAGUGGGCCGAGUGCACAGACUCCUGCGCAAGGGUAAUUACGCGGAGCGAGUGGGCGCCGGGGCGCCGGUGUACCUGGCUGCGGUGUUGGAAUACCUGACGGCGGAGAUCCUGGAGUUGGCUGGCAACGCCGCGCGGGACAACAAGAAGACCAGGAUAAUCCCUCGCCACCUGCAGCUCGCCAUCCGCAACGACGAAGAGCUAAACAAGCUUCUGGGGAAAGUGACCAUCGCUCAGGGCGGCGUCCUGCCCAACAUCCAGGCCGUGCUGCUGCCCAAGAAGACGGAGAGUCAGAAGACGAAGAGCAAGUGACCCUGAUGCCGCCACAGGGGAGCCGGCUUCCCAGCAAGGGCUCUCUCCAGAGUCGCCCCGCCCGCAGUGUUUUUGAAUAUGCUUGAUGUUAUGGAGAGCCGGAGCCAUCUAGUGGGGAGGUGGGCGGCGAGACCAACUGGGUCGGGGGCCCAAUAAAGUCGGUGAA
Messenger RNA from Budorcas taxicolor (takin), 663 nucleotides. RefSeq names its product histone H2A.J. Lineage: Eukaryota; Metazoa; Chordata; Mammalia; Artiodactyla; Bovidae. Gene Ontology annotation, molecular function: DNA binding; protein heterodimerization activity; structural constituent of chromatin. The record is from RefSeq and is a predicted model, not a curated record. The transcript has a single exon. Gene Ontology annotation, cellular component: nucleosome. Bases 108 to 497 code for a protein of 129 amino acids.